Molecule: messenger RNA, 890 nt
Organism: Perognathus longimembris pacificus (Pacific pocket mouse)
Lineage: Eukaryota; Metazoa; Chordata; Mammalia; Rodentia; Heteromyidae
Gene: Smkr1
Product: small lysine rich protein 1
Exons: 4
Coding region: 226-567 (113 amino acids)
Source: RefSeq, a predicted model, not a curated record
CGGGGGUCCCGCAGCCGGGACAGCCGGGGAUUUGGGUCGCUUCUCCGCACACCAGGCAAGGGAACGUGUGUCCGGUUCUCCUUCUCCACUGAGGAGAUGACCAUGGCGGGGUUCUCUGCAGACUAUGAAGUAGAAAGUGAGCCUGAGCCCUGGUCCCACCACUGCCUGGCCCGUUUGUGGUUCUCAUCCGGCACCACGUGACCUCCUCUCCACGCGGGGUCCCUGAUGGCCCCGCCCCAAGGCCCAAGGGAGGCACCACUGUCUGCCAAACUACUUGGGAGACUGAGAUCUGAGGAUACCAGUCGAAGCCAGGAAAGGAACUGGUCAAUUACCUACCAAAAAACUGGAAGUGGAGCUGUGUCUCAAGUGCCAGGUAAAGGGAAGAAAGGAAAAGGCCGGGGCAAGUCUCGCGGGAAGAAGCAGAAGAAGCCGGAGGUGGACAUCCUCAGCCCGGCGGCCAUGCUGAACCUCUACUACAUUGCCCACAAUGUGGCCGACUGCCUGUACCUGCGGGGCUUUCCCUGGCCAGGUGCGGUCAAAGGGAAAAAGGGCAAAAACAAGACUUAAGCAAUGGAAGCUGAGAGUAUCUUAGAACAGAACAUCGGUGAGAGAAGUCAGGAGAACCCAAUGACUGCGCAAAAUACACUUUACCCGGAACACCAAGAAAUGCUUGAUCUGUGUACCUCUCUGUGGUAAAUAAUGGUAAAUGUGCUUCACUUCCUUGGCUAAGCUGCCUGUGGUUAGCCACUUUGGUUAUUCAGAACACUCGGGGUGGGGGGAGCCUGAGUGAUUCCUACAACAGUGUGGUAGAAUCAAUAGUGCUUUAGAAAAAUUACUAAAAUCAUAAUUCUGGACCAGAAUUAAACCUUGCUCUCAAAACGAAGUUCCAA